AAAUAAAAUAAAAUAAAUUGAAAGAGAUCGAGAAACGGCCGAGAUGGUUGGACCAAUAAUGAGACCUCAGUUUGUGCUGUUCGGUUCGUCCAUAGUUGAGUUCAGCUACGGUGACCAUGGAUGGGGUGCUAUUCUUGCCGACAUAUAUGCUCGAAAGGCAGACAUAUUGUUGCGAGGAUACGCUGGUUGGACUUCGAGGCAAGCUUUGCAGGUUUUGGAUCAAGUUUUUCCAAAGGAUGCCGCUCAACAACCUUCCUUGGUGAUAGUCUACUUUGGUGGUAAUGAUUCAAUGCGUCCUCACCCAUCUGGCUUGGGCCUUCAUAGUGCUCAUGUACCACUUGUUGAGUAUGUUGAAAAUAUGAGGAAGAUAGCAAUCCAUCUUAAGAACCUUUCACAGAAGACUCGCAUUAUCUUUCUUACUGCUCCUCCUACUAAUGCGGCAAAAAUUUGCGAAACAUAUGGUGAUCAACUAGCAGAGCUGCGUACAAACGAGUUGUGCGGAAUAUAUUCAGAAGCAUGUUUAAAGCUGUGUCAAGAGAUGGAUGUGAAGGCUGUUGAUCUUUGGACUGCACUUCAGAAAAAGGAUGGUUGGGCAAAUGCUUACUUUACGGAUGGAAUCCAUUUAUCAGCUGAGGGGAGCAAGGUAGUGGUGAAGGAGAUAAUGAAGGUUCUUAGGGAGGCAGAAUGGGAACCAAGUCUACACUGGAAGUCAUUGCCAGCUGAAUUUGAACAGCUUUUACCCAAUUAUCCAGUGAGUUCUGAUGUGAAGACCAUGUUAAGUGAGGCCAGCUUUCUGAGAUACAUGCAAUGGGAAUAGCUCCUAAUAUCAAUGAAAUAUUGUAGAAAAUACCAAAUGUUUGACAGCAGCUUCAAAUUUUAAGGUUGAUUUUAUGAAAUUGAUAGACAUUAUACACUUCCGAGACAA
Molecule: messenger RNA, 925 nt
Organism: Alnus glutinosa
Lineage: Eukaryota; Viridiplantae; Streptophyta; Magnoliopsida; Fagales; Betulaceae
Product: GDSL esterase/lipase WDL1-like
Exons: 6
Coding region: 44-817 (257 amino acids)
Source: RefSeq, a predicted model, not a curated record